GCAAAUUGCUCCGUGACCACAGUCCGUUUGAGGGAGUCGACCGGAUCGCAACACACGUAUUCUCUGCUCUAGCAAUCGGAUUAAAAAUAGAGAAAUUGUAAAAAUGUUUUGUACCUUAUCAACUUUCCUAGUAUCAAUUGGAUUCUACGCCCUAGCCUCUUAUCUUUACGAACAGUUAAGAACGCCGUACAAGUUAAUAAAAAUUCGAUACUUUAGUGAUAAUAGACCCACUCUCAAGGAACGUUACGGAGAUUGGGCUGCUGUCACAGGAGCCAGCGAUGGCAUUGGUAAGGAGUAUGCCAAGGAGCUGGCCCGCCAGAAGAUCAAUGUUGUGCUGAUUGCCAGAAGCGAGGAAAAACUCCAAGCGGUAGCCAAGGAAAUUGCUGAAAUCGGAACCGGUACACAGACAAAGAUUGUGAUUGCUGAUUUCACAAAGGGCUCGCAGGUGUAUGAGCAUAUAGAAAAGGAAACUGCCGAUAUACCCAUAUCUAUACUGGUUAACAAUGUUGGAUCCGGCACACCUUCUCCCAUACUGAAAUGGACCCAGGAAGCAACCCAGAAUAUAAUCGACACCAAUGUGGUGGCCGUUUCCCAACUCUCACGCUUGUUUUUCCAGCGCAUGAAGGCGUCCAAGAUCAAGGGAGCUAUUGUGAACGUUAGUUCAGGAACGGAAAUGCAGCCUCUGCCAUAUGGGGCUUAUUAUGCCGCCUCGAAGGCAUACACCCGUAGUCUUACCUUGGCCUUGUGUCACGAGGCCAAGCCUUUUGGCAUCCAUGUCCAGCUACUGUCCCCGAAUUUCGUAGUGACUAAAAUCAAUUCGUAUUCAAGGCAGAUCAUGAAGGGCGGUCUAUUUAUCCCUUCGGCCUCGACAUAUGCCAAAAGUGCGGUUGAUCAGCUGAGAGAUGGAGUGGAUGAAACUCCGGGCUACUUUUGGCACCACAUUCAAAAUGCAGUGGGAACUGCUUUCACGUGGCGAGUGCGAACCCUUGCUGCCUAUAAAAUUUUCAGCAAAAUAUCAGAUAAACCAAAGAAAAAUUAAAAUUUUCAAAGACAUUAAAAUACAGAUAGCUGAGACAAAAUCAUUAUUUUAACAGUGAACUUUGAAUUGAUUAAUUUUGUCAAAUUUGACUUUGUAAAUAAAACAUAGCAUACUUCCUGGA
Molecule: messenger RNA, 1160 nt
Organism: Drosophila eugracilis
Lineage: Eukaryota; Metazoa; Arthropoda; Insecta; Diptera; Drosophilidae
Product: hydroxysteroid dehydrogenase-like protein 1
Exons: 3
Coding region: 104-1039 (311 amino acids)
Cellular component (GO): endoplasmic reticulum
Molecular function (GO): oxidoreductase activity
Source: RefSeq, a predicted model, not a curated record